AUGCAUUUGACGACCUGUGCAGACUACCUCUGCUUCUUUCGCGCCGAUUCUGCUGGAUGCGCGAGCCAGGCCCCAAAUGACAAGCCCUGAGCUGGCGUCCACCUCCGCAGCAAACAAGCAAUGAGCAGGCGGCCGAGCGCAGCGGAUGGCGACGCUGCGCCGGCGCGAGCCGGCACCGCGACCACCGCCACCGCAGCGCCAGCGACGGCAGCAGCGGUCAGGGGCCGCGGCGGCAAGCCCGCCACUCGCCCCAGUGGCGCCGCGCGCCGGCGGGCCAUAGCAAAGGCCGCCGCGGCCGCCGCUGAUCCCAAUGCGCCCACGGGAAUGCUUGCCGACGUCCUGCCAGACGGCGCCGCGCCGGCGGCCUUCGUAGGCACCGCCGGGCGUCAGAAGCGGCCGUUUGCGCUGUUGCCGUUCGCCUGGGCCGGGCUGCAAGUGCUGCCGCUGGCGGCGGCGGCGGCCGCCUCCGUCGCCGCCAUCCCGCCGCCGCUGCCCGGCAUGACGAGGAGCGCGGCGUUCCGGGUGUCGGAGUACGACACGCGCAGUCGGGCGGCGGUGGCGGCGAUGGACGCGGCGGUGGCGGCCGCGGCGGUCCGGGUGGGACUCGAAAGGCCGCACCCGCCCGGCGGCGAAGGGCCGCUCGCAGCACCCACGGACGCGCCGAUGCCGAUCCGAAGUCCGGAUCCAGAUCCGGAGCUGGAUUCGGAGCUGGAGGCGGCCCUGGAUCUGACCGACCUGGCGGUGCCGCUGCCGCCCGGGCUCGCCUUCUCCGGAUCCAGAUCCGGAUCCCAGCCGGCGCCCCAGCCCCAGCCUGGAUCCGGUGGUGAUCAAGAUAAUGCGGUUGCGUGUGCGGCUGCUGGUGGCUUGGUUGCUGGUGCCGGUGCUACCGGCGGCUUUCCUGCUGCUGCUGACAAUGAGGGCCCGGCGGGCGGGAAGGAGCGCGGAGGCACGCACGGAGGCCCGGGGCCGGAGGCGGAGGCGAUGGAGGUUGGUGCCGCGGGGGGCGGCGCCUACGGCUACGCACCAGCGCCGGCGCCUGCAGCAGCGCCUGCAGCAGUCCCAACCGGCGCAAUGGAGGCGAUGGGGGCAGCAGCUGGGGGUGGUGUGGACAUGGACGUGAGGGCAGGCGGCGGCGGAGACACCGUGGGACCGGUGGCGGUGGCGGCGUCGGCUGUAGCAGCAGCAGGCGCAAUAGCAGGCGCAGACGCAGUAGCAGAAGCAGUAGCAGCAGACUUGGGAGCUGUGGACGCUAAGGCGGCAGAUGCAGCAGCAGUAGCGGAAGCAGCGGAAGCAGCGGAGGUGGCGGCGGAGGCGGGCGGGCGGCGGUCCAAGCGCCCGCGUGUGCUGCCGGUGCGGCUGCGGGAUGCGGUGCUACUGCCGGCCGCGGCGGAGGUCGCGGAGGCGAAAGGAGUGAAGGGCGAGAUGGAGUGGGAGGGGCCGCUGGGGGCGGCAGUAGCAUCCGGCCCGCUGUUCGGAACGGCAGUAGCAGCGGCAGGCGCAGCAGCAGCAGCAACAGGAGGAGGAGGAGGAGGAGGAGGGGAAGCGGGGCACCGCGGUCCGCAGGGGGCGCAGCUGCUACAGCCACAGCCGGCGGGUCGGCCCGGGCGGCCACGCAAGGCGCCGGCUGCGGCUGUAGCAGUGAAGGGAUCAGAGCAGGAGCGCCGGCGGCGGGAAGAGGAGGAGGCGGAGGCGCGGCGGGCAGAGGCGGCAGAGGCGGCAGAGGCGGCAGAGGCGGCGGCGGCGGCGGAAUGGUGGCGGCAGGCAACGGCGGCUGCAGGGUCGCUUGAGUGUUGGGCAGCUGUCCUGCCGAGCGCAGAGGAGCUUGCAGAGCAGGAUGCAGCAGCCGCUACUGCCGUCGCAGCUACUGCUGCUGCUACUGCGGCGGCGGCGGCGGAGGCGGCCGCUACUGCCGUGGCAGGUGGAGCAGCGGCGGCGGAGGGUGGCGGGCGCGGGGGCGCGGGGGCUGGCGGGAGAGGGCGCGGCAGGGGGAGGGGGAGGGGCGCAGGGAGAGGCAGGGCGGCGGCGGCAGCAGCAGCCACAGCCGCAGCAGUAAAGGCGGAGGAGGGUGCGGCGGCAGCAAACGCCGAGGAGGAGGUGCCAGAGGCGCGGGAGGAGGUGGAGGAGGCGGAGGCGGCUGUAGCAAUGGCACCGCACACCGGCGCCUACGGGACCGACAGCCCGGCUGUAGCAAGGGCGGUCAAGUCUCGCGCGGCGCCAGCGGCAGUAGCAACAUUAGCAGUAGCACCGGCGGCGGCGGCGGCGACAGCGGGCACCUCUGGAGGUGCGGGUGCAGGUACGUCGGGCGGUGCGCCUGCGGCGGCUGCGGCGGCUGCGGCGGCUGCGGCUGCGGCUGCGGGCGAGGUAGCGGCGGCCGCGCCCGGGCUUGACCCCGAGUUGCAUCGCGAGCUGGCGCGAGAGGAGGAGGCGCGGGCGGCGAGGUGGGCGGGGCACGAGCCGGACAAGAGGGAAGCAGCAAGAGAAGAGCACGGGGCAGUAGCAGCAGCAGCAGCUGUAGCAGCAGCAGGAGCGGCGGCGACGGCGCCGCCGCUGCCCCCCGCGGCGGCGGCGGCGGCGGAGCGCAUCUGUGCGGCGCUGCGAGGCGAGUCGUUAUUCCCGCCGCCGGCGGCGCCAGCCGCCGCCGCCGCCGCCGCCACCGCCGAUGCUGACGGUGGCGCUGCUGGAGGUCGCGGCGGCGAGGCGGGACCGCUGGCGGCGGCGGCGGCGGCGGCGGCGGCGGCGGCGGCGGCGUGGGAUCCGUCGCCCAGCCCGCCGCCGCCGUCGCCGCGGCGGCUGCUGGCGCUGGGCUGGCAGCAGGGGCAGCAGGGGCAGCAGGACGUGGAGGUGGAGGCGGCGCAAGAAGCGCCCGACCCGUCCCUGAAGGAGGAGGUGGUGGUGUGGGUGGUGGUGUGCGGCCCCGCCGCGCCCAACCUGCCGCACGAGGAGUGGAUGUGCCUUGGCUCCCAGACGCUGACGCAGCUGCGUGACGCGUUGGGCUGCGCGGCGGAGGACGCCAUGAGGCAGCUGCUGGCGGAGGCGGGGGCGGCGGGGGCGGCGGCGGGGGCGGGUGCUGCUACAGCCGCGGGGGCGGGUGCUGGGGCUGCUACAGCCGCAGGGGCGGGUGCUGGGGCUGCUACAGCCGCAGGGGCGGCGGGUGCUGGUGGUGAAGAUGGGAAUGGUGGGGUUGCAGGGGCCGGUGGUGCGGGUGCUGCAGCUGCAGCUGCUGCUGCCGGCAGUAGCAGGGGCAGAGGCCGGGGCAGAGGCAACCGCGGGAGCAACCGCGCAGCUGCUGCUGCUGCUGCCACCGCCGCCGCCGCCGCCGCCACGGGCACCACCGGCGCUCCCGCUGGCGCCGCAGCUACUGCCACCACCGCCGCCGCCGCUCCUACAGCCGCUGCUACUGCCGCCGCGCCCGAUGGCGCGGCUGGCGGCGGCGUGCUACAGCCGCUACAGCCGCUGCUGCCGCUACUGCCGCCCAGCCACGGCUCCUACCUCUACUUGGAGGGGCGCUUCUUCUCUGACACGCGGCGGGCGGGGGCGGAGGACUACGCCACGCCCAUUGUGGAGCUGUGCAGGGCCCACGGCGUGCGCCCCUCCUUCGUGCAGCCCGAGCGCGUGUGGCGCCCGCUGCUGCUCCGUGACCGGGCCGUGACCUUCCCGCCGCCCGCCGCCGCCGCCGCCACCGCCGCCGGCGGCGGAGGCGGCGCCGGAGGCGGCGCCGGAGGCAGCGCCGCGGGGGGUGCAGGGGGCGCGGCGGGGGGCUCGGGAGAAGGAGGAGGGGGCGGGGGCGGGGCAAGCAGCGUGCCGCCGCCGGCGCCCAUGCAGCACACGCGGCUGUACGACAUGACGCUUCGGGCCGCCAAUGUCCCUACGGGAAUAUUCUGCCACCGGGCGUGUUGCGAGCAUCUGGUGUUUAUUCGCGACGUUCGCAGGUGGGCCGCCGGCGAUCCGCCCCGCCGCUCCGCCUACCCGCUCCGCCUGCGCUCUCGUGGUCGCGCCGGCCUGCCGCUCGCGCGGCGGCGGUGCGGGCUGUGCGAAUGCCGCUGGGCGGAGCUGGUGACACAUGACGACCCGCUCGCACCCACCAACCCGGCGGUCAUGUGCAGGCGCUGCUUCGAGGCGCUUCACAUCGACCCACACGACGGCAGCCGCCUCGCGCCGCAGGUGGAGGUGGCCGCCUACAACGCCGCGCUGGACAACAGCGGAGCGGCGCAGACCCUUUACUGCUGGGCUUGGGGCCCGCCGCAGGCGCCGCAGCAGGCGCAGAAGAAGGAGUAGGAGUAGGAGUAGCAGUAGGAGUAGGAGGAACCGAGUGGGAGCAUUGAAAGUGGGAUGAGGAGCAGAAGAGUAGAAGAAGUAGCGCUAGCAGGGGCAGUAGCAGUAAGAGGAGCAGGGGCAGGGGCAGUUGCAGUAGCAGGGGCAGGGGCAGCAAGAGCAGGAGCAGGGGCAAUAGCAGUGCAGCAGCGGUGUGGGGACGCGUGACUGAGGUGUGGGAGUGGAGCGGGAUGUUGGAGGGGCCUUGGCUGGGGAAGUUCGAGUGCAGUAUGUCUGUAUGUGGCUGCGCGAUGAGGGCUCGUGCAGUGCUGAUGCCCGAGCUGCCAACGCAAACCCAGUUGGCACAGCAGGUCAGCAGGUCAGCAGCCUUGCGGUGUUACAAAAGAGGACAACCCG
Messenger RNA from Chlamydomonas reinhardtii, 4668 nucleotides. RefSeq lists its product as uncharacterized. The coding region runs from base 121 to 4275 and encodes 1384 amino acids. The record is from RefSeq and is a predicted model, not a curated record. Gene Ontology annotation, molecular function: RNA polymerase II cis-regulatory region sequence-specific DNA binding; RNA polymerase III type 3 promoter sequence-specific DNA binding; core promoter sequence-specific DNA binding. Gene Ontology annotation, cellular component: snRNA-activating protein complex. Lineage: Eukaryota; Viridiplantae; Chlorophyta; Chlorophyceae; Chlamydomonadales; Chlamydomonadaceae. Gene Ontology annotation, biological process: snRNA transcription by RNA polymerase II; snRNA transcription by RNA polymerase III. The transcript is spliced from 8 exons.